AUGCCAGCCCGGGACCUCUUCGACGGCCCCUUCGACGGCCCCUUUGACGGCCCCCGAGGCGCCUUCCACAUCAUCACUGAUGCUUCCUUCGAGUCGACAGUCCCUCGAGAGCUGACAGUGGGUUGCCUCACCUUGGAUCAGCCGGUCCAUUGGCCCGACGAGGGAAGGGAUGAAGGGAACACGGAUGAGACUGCGCUUGAUGAAGAUGUCGACGUCUACCGAGAGCUGAGGCCCGAUGAUCAGCCACAACACUCCCCCCACGUACACUUCCAGGGAAGCUGA
Molecule: messenger RNA, 282 nt
Organism: Geosmithia morbida
Lineage: Eukaryota; Fungi; Ascomycota; Sordariomycetes; Hypocreales; Bionectriaceae
Exons: 1
Coding region: 1-282 (93 amino acids)
Source: RefSeq, a predicted model, not a curated record